CAACGCACAAACAUGUUGUACUUUCACAAAAAGUUUAUUGAUUUAAAAAAAAAAUUAUUUUUUCAUUUUUUUAUUUAUUUUUUAUUUGUGGGCAAGGCUUCCGCGGGCCGACAGAACCCCGUGGAGGGCCGCAGUUUGCCGCACCCUGUUUAAGUGACAUCAAGAGUUUAUAAACUAAGUAAUGAAAGUACAUGCAUGCGAAGUAUGCGCUCGAGAUACUGAGAGAAACGCGGAACGUGCUGAAGAGGCAAGCGACUAUUAACCAUGCGUCCACGUCCAUCUCACGGCAGAUCACCAUCUGUGGCGAUCUCCAUGGCAAACUAGACGAUCUGCUCAUCAUAUUCUACAAGAAUGGUUUACCGAGCGUUGACAAUCCGUAUAUCUUUAACGGUGAUUUUGUCGAUCGCGGUGAUAACUCCACCGAGGUGGCGCUGAUGCUCUUCGUCUGCCUCAUUCUCAACCCAAACAGCCUGUACAUCAACCGCGGUAACCACGAAGAUCACAUCAUGAACCUCAGGAGCAUCGCAUCUAAAGUGGUACGUGGCUUUGAGGUCUUCAGCUGGCUCCCUUUGGGGACUGUCAUUGAUCAUAAGGUGCUGGUCGUGCAUGGCGGCAUCUCUGACCAGACAGAUCUGAAGUACUUGGAGAAGAUUGACAGGCAUAAGUAUCUGUCUGCAUUGAGGCCUCCCCGUACCAUGGAUGCAAAUGGUGGAUCCCGUCUCUCAGCUAACGGUGUCGACGGCGACGAUGACAGCAACAUUGAAGUGGAUCACAUAAACCUCAGGGAGUGGAAACAGAUUUUGGACGUCCUCUGGAGCGACCCGCGCCCACUUCCCGGUUGCAGCCCAAACACAUUUCGAGGAGGCGGUAGCUACUUCGGUCCCGACGUUACAGACAUGCUGCUCAGCAAGAACAACCUGCAGUUGAUCAUCCGUUCGCACGAGUGCAAACACGAGGGUUAUGAAUACUGCCACGACAAUAAGGUUCUAACGAUAUUCUCAGCAUCCAACUAUUACGAGUUAGGAAGCAACAAGGGCGCGUACAUCAAACUAUCGUCUGAUAUGAAGCCCCACUUUGUCCAGUACAUGGCUUCAAAUUCACACAAGAAGCUUGGCCUAAAGCAACGACUAAGUUUAGUAGAGGAGUCAGCGCUACGAGACGUCAAGGAGAAACUUUAUAGCCAUCAGUCAACACUGAUGGAGGAGUUCAAGAAGUGUGACCCAGCUAACACAGACUACAGCUCCCAGUGGAAGUACGGAUUUAUCAAGGAGCUAAUGCACAAGUACAAGACGUGCGGACCGAGCGUGACAGAAGUGCUCUACAGAAACAAGAACUCAUUGGAGACGAUCUUUCGAAUAAUGGACAAAGACAACUCUGGUAGCAUAUCGAUGGAAGAAUUCGAGGAAUCCUGUCGGCUUCUCAGUGCUCACAUCAAGACGCCCAUCUCACCGCAGUACAUCAAGGACCUAGCGAAGAGCAUUGACAUGAACAAGGACGGGUGCAUCGACUUCAACGAGUUUCUCGAGGCGUUUCGAUUAGUCGACCGCGACCACAGGGCCAGUCAGAAUGCAGCCGGUGAAAAGAAGGCUCGGGACACGAAUAGUGAGAAAGUGAAUACGAGAAGGAAUGAACUCGAAAACGACGACGCUGAUGCUGUUGAAACGACGAAUCGUGGGAACGCGAACAGCACAGGCAAACUGGAGAACGAGGCUACCGAGACAGGAGAUGCGGAGAUUUGUGAAAAUGCAAAUGUCAACAGAGAGCUUGAGACCGUUGAGACGGUCGUCGAGGCAGACGUUACACUACAAAUGCACCAGAAACCCAUAUCCGCGUCUUAGUAAAGCGCUAUAUAUAUAUAGCUCGCCGCCGUGCUUUGGUGCUUUCGUGCGUAAAUUUCCGCAAAGGUAGGGUUUAAUACACAUGCAUCAAAAUCAAUGUCGCAUGCGUGACAGCAUGUUAUACAUAUAUAUAUAUAUAUAUAUAUAUAUAGGGUAUAAUAUAAAGUCAGGGGCGUCAUCAUAAUUAUAUGCAUGUAUACUAAUACGCUCGUGUUGAAAUCCAUACGCGUGUACAUAUAAAUUGUUAGCGCGCAUUUGGGACGGCUAACGACUGUGUAUGUGUGCCUGAUGAUAUGUAAUUAUGUACAAGUAAAAAUAUCAUUACUAGUAGUACUACUAGUAGUAGUGGUAGUGGCUGGUAUAUUUUUGUAUAACUGGCCAAUACCACGAGAGUGAAUAUCCUGUAUGUGUAA
Messenger RNA from Priapulus caudatus, 2251 nucleotides. Its product is annotated as serine/threonine-protein phosphatase with EF-hands 2-like. Gene Ontology annotation, molecular function: iron ion binding; calcium ion binding; protein serine/threonine phosphatase activity. NCBI's taxonomy places the organism in Eukaryota, Metazoa, Priapulida, Priapulimorpha, Priapulimorphida, Priapulidae. Gene Ontology annotation, cellular component: nucleus; cytosol. Gene Ontology annotation, biological process: detection of stimulus involved in sensory perception. The record is from RefSeq and is a predicted model, not a curated record.